Acanthocheilonema viteae is the source of this 705-nucleotide messenger RNA. NCBI's taxonomy places the organism in Eukaryota, Metazoa, Nematoda, Chromadorea, Rhabditida, Onchocercidae. The record is from the annotation of a GenBank genome assembly.
AUGGUAAAAGAUCGAUCGAAUGAAUUUAGGCGAAAAGCUGAUCAAUUUCUAACGGAUGGUAACGCAUUCAUUGUGACUGAUAUCGAACCAAAUAUUGGUUUUCCACAGGGUAAUUCAUUCUUUGCUGAAAUUGACGAAAUUCGAAAUGUGAUGGCCAAAUUAUCAGACGAUGUUGCAAGCAUGAAAAUGCAGCUCCGUUCAAUCUUGGCUCAAACUAUCGUUGAUAGCAGUGAAAAGGAGAAACUCGAUGAAUGUAUGGCGGGGAUAAGGCAUCGCUCCCGUCUACUGCGAAAAUAUUUGUUGGCUAUGAAACAAAAUGAAAAACAAAUGAAGGAUGGACGAAUUGUUGGAAUUAGCGAACGCAUCCAACAAUAUCACAUUGAAGCGCUGUUAAAAAAACUUUCCGAUUUGUUGGAAAUAUUUAAUGCUGCGCAACUGGAUUACAGAUCGCAAGUUGCAAAACGAAUUAAGCGACAGUUAGAUAUUGCCGGUGAAUAUAUGACGGAGGACGAAAUUAAUACAAUGAUUGAUUCCAAGUCAUCAGAAAUUUUCAACAGACAUGUACGUUCAUCUCAAUUAAAAUCGGCUUUUGAUGAUGCCAGUUUAAGGCAUAAUGAAAUAUUAAAUUUAGAAACAAGCAUCAAAGAACUUAAUGAUUUAUACAACGAUAUAAAUUUUCUCGUGCACACACAGGUAAAACUAUAG